AAAACAAUAGAAAAAUGAUGAGUUGUUGGUAUUCAAUUGUGGUUUUAAUUAUUAUAGCAACUUGUAAUUUGGUGGAAAGCAAAUGUGCAUUUGAAGCAAUUUUUAAUUUUGGAGAUUCAAAUACUGAUACUGGUGGAUUUUAUGCUGCAUUUCCAUCUCAAGGGUCUCCUUAUGGAAUGACUUAUUUCAAAAAACCAACAGGACGGGCAACUGAUGGCAGAGUCAUAGUUGAUUUUCUUGCUCAAGGAUUAGGUUUGCCAUAUUUGAGUCCAUAUUUGCAAUCAAUUGGAUCUGAUUUCAGACAUGGUGCUAACUUUGCAACAUCAGCAUCCACAGUGCUCAUGCCACAAACAUCAUUGUUUGUAUCAGGUGUUAGCCCUUUUUAUCUAGGGAUUCAACUCCAACAGUUCAAGCUAUUUAAGGUUGAAAUCGAUGAACUUCAGAGUAAAGAGAACACUAAUCUGCCACCCUCAGACAUAUUUGGGAAAUCGCUUUAUACAUUUUACAUAGGUCAGAAUGACUUCACUGGUGAUUUGGGAAGUAAAGGAAUAGGUGGAGUGAAGGAGUACUUACCUCAAGUAGUUUCCCAAAUUACUAGCACCAUCAAGGAAAUCUAUGGACUAGGGGGGAGAACAUUUUUGGUACUUAACCUUGCACCAAUUGGAUGUUACCCAGCGUUUUUGGUUCAGCUCUCUCAUGACAGUUCUGAUAUUGAUGAGUUUGGAUGCUUGAAAUCAUACAACAAUGCAGUGGUGGACUACAACAAUAUGCUUAAAGAUGCAUUGGCACAAACCAGAAAAGAUCUUUCAGAUGCAAAUGUUAUUUAUGUGGACAAUCAUGCUGUCCUCUUGGAGCUUUUCCAACACCCCACUUCUCAUGGGCUAAAGUAUGGAAACAAAGCAUGUUGUGGACAAGGAGGUGGUUCUUACAACUACAACCAGGAAGUAUCCUGUGGAAAUACCAAAGAGAUAAAUGGACAAACAUUGUCAGCCACAGCUUGUGAGGAUCCAUACAAUUAUGUGAGCUGGGAUGGGAUACAUGCCACUGAAGCAGCAAACAAAAUCACAGCAAAUGUCAUUCUCAAUGAUGGUUCUAAUUUUGAUCCUCCAUUUUCACUACAUAAAUUCUGUGAUAUUCAGCCUGUCGAUUGAUACAUGAGCCACAAGUUGUUACUAGGAAAAAUGAAUAAAUAAAGGUCACGCGUUUAAUUAAAAUUGUUGUUGAUAAAUGGAUGCAUUAGGUUGCACGUGUAAUGAACAAUGGAUCAACU
This is a messenger RNA of Solanum dulcamara, 1270 nucleotides long. RefSeq names its product GDSL esterase/lipase At4g01130-like. NCBI's taxonomy places the organism in Eukaryota, Viridiplantae, Streptophyta, Magnoliopsida, Solanales, Solanaceae. Gene Ontology annotation, molecular function: hydrolase activity, acting on ester bonds. Bases 15 to 1151 code for a protein of 378 amino acids. The record is from RefSeq and is a predicted model, not a curated record. The transcript has 5 exons.